Molecule: messenger RNA, 1489 nt
Organism: Somion occarium
Lineage: Eukaryota; Fungi; Basidiomycota; Agaricomycetes; Polyporales; Cerrenaceae
Source: the annotation of a GenBank genome assembly
CCACGUGGUUCAUAGAUCUCUCAUACUUUUUCUUUUUCUGUAAGCUAGAUCUCUUUCUUUCUCCUCCCUUCCUAUCCCGUUCGCCUAGGCUUCUCUCUCUCCGCCUGAUCUAUAGAAGUACAACUUUCGAUACCACACAUAUCAAAAUGUCAAACGCGGGACCAUCGACGGUGCAAGAGGAUCUUGUCUCACCCGAGAACAUGACUUCACGAGAUUACUAUGCGGACUCUUACGCUCACUUUGGUAUCCAUGAAGAGAUGCUCAAAGACAGCGUCCGCACGGGUUCUUACCGCAGCGCGAUCAUAAGCAAUCCUCAUCUUUUCAAGGGCAAGACUGUCCUCGAUGUUGGCUGUGGAACGGGUAUCUUGAGUAUGUUCGCGGCCAAGGCUGGGGCCUCUCAUGUUGUCGGGAUCGAUAUGUCGAAUAUAAUUGACCAAGCUAUCAAAAUUGUCGAAGCGAAUGGCUUCAAAGACAAAAUCACCCUUGUGAAGGGCAAACUCGAAGAAGCCGAACUCCCUAUAAAAGAGUACGACAUCAUCAUCUCCGAAUGGAUGGGCUAUUUCCUCUUAUACGAGUCCAUGCUCGACACCGUUCUGCUUGCACGCGACAAAUACCUCAAGCCUGGAGGCCUCAUCUUCCCUGAUCAGGCAACAAUGUAUCUGGCUGCCAUCGAGGACAGUGAUUAUAAAGAAGAGAAAAUCAAUUUCUGGGAUAAUGUGUAUGGGUUUGACUACUCGUGCAUCAAGGAUAUUGCACUGAGAGAACCUCUGGUGGAUACCGUCGAGCUCAAAGCGGUUGUUACGAACCCUUGUCUCAUCAAGAGCAUCGAUCUGCUUACCGCCAAAAAAGAAGACCUUACAUUCACCGCUCCCUUCUCCUUGACCUCCACCCGUAACGACUACGUACAUGCAUUCCUCGCGUGGUUUGACGUCUCCUUCGAGUGUACACAUACCAAGGUCAGGUUCUCCACUGGACCACACGCAAAAUACACCCACUGGAAACAAACGGUGUUCUACACGCCAGACACGCUCACUGUUUCAGAGGGCGAACAGAUCACGGGCCGACUGUCCUGCGCUCCCAAUGCACGAAACCCUCGUGAUUUGGACAUUACGAUUGCGUACCGGACGCCGCAUGAUACACAGGAAACAGAGAUUCAUUAUAAGAUGUCAUGAUGACCGAACCCCCUUGUCGAAUUCUUUUAUUACCCUCACGACAAUGUUCGAUACGCAAUUUGCACUGUGGCUUUGCUUUCGCAUUUGGACACUCGCAAUUCAACUCGGUGACACUUGGGCUUUUGGGACAUAUAGGUAUUAGACAUGCCGCCUUACUUAGAAUGGAGGCGAAGACUUUAUAUGUGAUAAUCUCAUCUCAUCAUUGUAUACUUGAUGCAUUUCCAUCCAGUCAGUUGACCGGAUCUGUAUACCAGUGUCAAAGUCUGUGCGCUAUCAUUUUGGAACAUGUCACAGAUAUUUGCGAUUAGUGCGCUGUU